Molecule: messenger RNA, 16661 nt
Organism: Dunckerocampus dactyliophorus (ringed pipefish)
Lineage: Eukaryota; Metazoa; Chordata; Actinopteri; Syngnathiformes; Syngnathidae
Gene: mxi1
Product: max interactor 1, dimerization protein
Exons: 6
Coding region: 13379-14203 (274 amino acids)
Biological process (GO): regulation of transcription by RNA polymerase II
Molecular function (GO): DNA-binding transcription factor activity, RNA polymerase II-specific; protein dimerization activity; RNA polymerase II cis-regulatory region sequence-specific DNA binding
Source: RefSeq, a predicted model, not a curated record
UGAGGCAAAAUAUUGGUUUGAGUAAGCAAUUUAUUGCAAACUCGCAAGGUAAAACAGGCUUUUCAUCAGCUGAUCAAAAGUUCAAGAUCAUAGUGCAAAUGAAAUCUGAAACCCCCAAAGUAGAAAUAAAAUGUUCAAAAAAGGACUCAGUAAUGAGUAGCUGCGCCAUUCUUCUGAAAACUUGGUUUGGGCAUGCUUGAUUCCAGGAGGCUAGUUGUUGCUGAAUGUUGCUCCUGGUGGUGAAGAUGGCUUCACAAAGGGCAUCUACUGUCUUGAAUUGAUCUCCAUUUUUGAAACUUCCCUUGUCAUCCAUCCCCAAAUGUUCUCAAUUAGAUUUAGAUCAGGGGAACAUGCAGGAUGGACCAAAAGAGUCGUGUUAUUUCUCUGGAAGAAGUCCUUUGUCAGGCGGGCAUUGUCAACUGCAGCAUUGUCCUGUCGAAAGAGUCGGUCAUUACCACACAGACUUCAAUCAUGAGGUAUGCGUCCUGCAACAUCUCCACAUAGCCAGCUGCCGUUUGAUGCCCCUGCAUAACUUGAAGACAUUUUUUUGGGUCUACCACUUGUCUUUUUUCUUCCAUAACCCUCAGGAUCUUUGAAGAAGUUUCGAAUGAUUGUCUUACUGCAUCCAACCACGGAAGCAAUGGCGCACUGCGAGAGGCCUUGCUUGUGCAGCUCAACAGUCCGACCUCGUUCAAAGAGAGAAAGCUUUUUUGCCUUUUCCAUCAAGAGAUCAUGACAGUGUGAAUACCUGACAGAAAAUGACACUCAAUCCACAUUUUUACCAAGAUUUUAGCUUUGAAAGGCUGUGGUCUUAAACUUUUUAUCAGCUGAUGAACAGCUUAUUUCACUUAAAUUCAUAAAUUGCUUACUACAUUUUUUUUGUCUAACUUCCAUUUCUUCUUUUUGCAUUUUGAAGCUCCACUUUGAACCUCCUUAAGAUCCAACAGUGCCAAAUGCACUUUUUUUCAACUGGUCUUAACAUUUUGAUCAGGAGUGCAUGUGAAGCAAGACAUUUUCAAAGGCUUUUGUAACAGGAUGUAAUACAGUUGAACAGGCCAAACUGAGACAUUUGGAAUUUGGACCCCUGACCAUCUGGGUACAUGAAGCCGCACACACACACACAGACCAACACACAGGCAGCGCGCCUUCUCCUGCUGGGCCCCGUCUUAUCCUAAUGGGAUUGCCAUGGUGGAAGUAUCCCAAUAAUGCAAAUAAUUAAAUCAGCAAGGACGCAAAGAAAGGUUCCUGCUCUGCUUGCUGGCAGCAACCCCGGCCAGACUGAACACUCUACCCCCUCCCACAGACAAAAAAAAAAAACACUGAGGGGACUAGAGGGGGAGGAAGGAGAUUUGCAGACAGACUCCAGGCGGAGGAAGGUACAGGAGUUGGAAAGGACCAAGUAACUGGCAAAACAAAGAGCAGAAAUGGGGCCUUGGAUGAUAGAAAAGAAGAGGAUUUUGCUUUCAAUUGCACUCAAGGAAGUUUGCUCAAAUCACACAAAAAUACACAAAUACCACCAGAGGAAAUGGACUCUUGAAAGGUUAUUUGUAAGCAGAGGAUUAACACAGUAUAUUAACUAUUGUUCAAAAGUUUUACUAGCUUUGUUGUUUUGGAUGUUUGAGAAGUUUCGUAUAUGAACAAAUAUACUUGGACACACAUCAUUAAACCUAGUUAUGCAACGACAAAAGCUUCCGCUCUGCUGGGAAUACUUUGGAGUGCGUCUGUGGGAAUCCAGUGAUCCAGAAAAAAAGUCUUGUCACAACUGAUUAGAUAUUAAAUGAUUAGAAGGAGUGUUGGAUCAACACUUUUGUCUAUUUAGUGUCAUUUUAAGAUACAAAUUAUUGGUGGGUGAUACUGCAAAAUUUGAUAUCAAUCAGGUACCAUGUUAAUACAGGGAAUGUAAUGCCGUUACUCAUACUGAUACUUUUUUUAAAUCAUUGAACAUACUGAAGGAUUUUGCAUGGAAUUUUGUUCAUAGUGAUUAUAAUUGGAAUAUAACAUUUUAGGUAAACAAAAAAAAUAUUUUAAUCACCACACUUGUGAGAAAUGUAACAAUAUACACAUGAAAUAUAAGAAAUGUAACAUUAAGGACUUAUUUCCUUACGUGACUUCUUGUUUAUAAACUAUAUAACAGUAUCGUCGUCCAUCGCCGCUUCGUGCUUCCAAUUUCACAGGUUUUGCAAAAGUUAAUUAGUACAUCAUGUUGUUCUGUAGUUGAAUACGGCUUAUUAUUACUUUAAAAAAUAUGCAUAUUUAAGACAAUUUUACAUGUUUUUUUGCCCAAGUUAAGCAUUUUCAAGCAUUAACAUGGCUAAAUGAACUGAAACAUACAGUAAAUAUACGGCAUUCAAAAAUGUAUGUUAUAUUCUGCAGUGGUCACUAGGUGUCAGUAAUGUUACUGUAAUGUUCGAUGAGACACACAAGCGUAGUUUUUUAUUGAAGGUUUGAAUUAUCUCACAACAGGCACAAUAAUCCCGAAAAAAACCACGUACCACUGCUGUGGCCGCAAAGCUGAAAGUCAACUCUGAACCCCCGUGUGAACAACACACUCAAGCACGAGUCUUAUUUAUAUCUUAAAGGAAAACUUUUUUUGGAAUUUUGCCCAUCAUCCACUGUAAGACAUGACCAUUUUAUCUGUUUUUAUAUCUUUAAAGCGCACAGAGAAGAGAAAGACGUGUGUACAUGUCUCAAAUGCGGAUUGUGGAUGAUGGGCAAAAUCCCCCAAAAAAGUACAGUUUUCCAUUAAAUGGCUUAUUUACUCUUAUUGUGUCUACUAUAUUGGGUAAUAUGAGCGUAAAGGUGAAUAUACAGGUGUUAUUUAAUGUAUUGAAGGAAGAUCGUAAACAGGUUUUCUAUGCUCUAACUACUGUACGAAAAUAUUCCACUUAUAAAUAAGGGAUCCUACCUCAAAUGCACAUAUAACAGUCAGGUUUGGAACCAAUUAACUACGAUAAAUGAGGGACUACUGUAUCUAAAUAUACAGUAACAUAAAUAUUCUGCAUAUAAAUAUACAGUAACCGUAUUAACAAUGUAACAAUAAGAACAACACAACAAAAACACGGACAUUUGUGAAAAUAAACUGAGAAGAGCAGUGAAAAAUAUCCAUCUCAUCACACUAGUUUUGAUUCGAUACUGAUACUAUUCUUGGUAUUGAUACAAUUGAUAGGUCCAUCCCUACUAGGAAUUGGGGAAGUGACAACAGGAAGAAAAUAUUGUCACAGCCUCUUCUGCACGUUUUCCUUGUUUUGCUUUUCUCUUCCCCCACACCCUCUUCAUCGUCACUAUGCAAAUAGUUACGUGGGGUUUGACAGUGUACGCUUUACCUGCAGCAUGACGCCCUUCCUGACCCCACUGACUUUACAAGGAUGAGCAAAUGAAGUAAGUUGAGGCCCUCUCUGCUUAUGACAGACCUGAACUUUUUUCUUCAUCCGUUAAGUUCCUCUACAUGACCCCCGUUACUCCUGCCCUCCCAUACCGGUCAUUAGUCCUUUGAACCUGCACUCUUUCUCCCUCGCUGCAACUCACGCAUGCCCUCCUCCUCUGGUCUUCAUCUGCUCCAUCUCUGUAAUUUACAGAGGAGACACACAGCCCCAAGGCCCUUUGCUAAUCAGACAGGGGGUGCAUGAUGUGUGGGGCUUGUUUUUACAGUUUUAGUGGAGAGAGGUGCCACUGAGACACUUUGUCUGGGGCCUGUGUGAAUAAAUGACAGGCCAGUGGGACCAGAAGAAAAUAAUAUUCUUGACAGGCACAGGAAGAAUUCAACAAUACUCCCGUCGCUACAAUAUCAUACCAAAACAGAAGAAUCAAAAUAAAAAAUGGAGGAAAUUGAGGAAAGCUAUACCAACAAACUGGUUUAAAAAUCUUUUAGUUUUGUCCAUUCUCCUUAAGUCUAUGGUGAAAGUCACAAAUAAAUGUGCAAGCAAUGGUUAGUUUCGGUUUUGAUAUUGGCUAUGUCAACAACUGCCUAUGUCAGCGUCAGUUGGCAGUCCAGAGGGCGUUGAGAUAAUUGAGCUCCACUGUACUUUGGUUUGGUGGACAUCUGCACUCUACUACUCCGAGUUAUAUUUAGUGGAUAUAGCAAUGCUACAACAUGUCUAACGUUGGCCUAAUACUUGUACAAAGUAUGUUUAUGUAUUUCUGAGGCCACAGCUGCGUUGUCUGCGCAAGAAUUUUCAUUAGCGUCGCUUGCCUUGGUUUAGUUGUGUGCGUGUCUUAGAAAGUGUAUUUGUGUAAUCACUGAUAGUGUCAACCACCCUUUUGUUUUUGCGGUUUAUGUAAGUGUAUAUUUUUGCAUGUUGCAGGCUUUUUUUUUUUCCUCUUUCCCGCCGUCCAUUGUCACCAGAUGUCCGUGCCUGGGAACAGAAGUGAACAAUGGUCACAGAGAGCCAAAGGGCAAUGGCUUGGGGAGUGGUGACAUCAGUCUGUCAUCUCACAGGUUUGUACUCCACCCGUACUCCCAUCCCAGCACAACAGUGCUUGUGAGCUGGUUGGAGCUGUUUCAAAAGUGUGCUCCAACACCCUAGGAAACAUCCAAAAAUGGAGGAUGGAGGUGAGAAUUGCGAUGUGCAACAGUAGUGGCAUCAGCUGUGUUUGGGUGAGGAAUAGGGUGGAGUGCAGCUGUCUAAUGUGUUGUUUUGAUACAGUAUCACGAGGAAGGGCUGAGAAUAUCCUGGAGUACAGAUAAAACCCAGGAAGCCUUUCCCCCAGCGGCCACUCGUUUUGAGCCAAACAAAAGAAAAGUCUGACUGGGAUCUUGAUGGAAGAAAGAUAAGUGUCUUCAUUAGAAAGUCCUGACAAAGCAGGGAAACACACGGAUCACAGGGGAAAAGAAGCAUACAGGCUGUAGUGUCAGUGGCGGUUUCAAUGUGAGAUGAGGCUGACACUGCUUUGUCACUCUCACCUCGUCAUUUUCCUCCCCUCAGCCUGACGGACGGUGUUUGGAGGAGACUGCGAGUACACACAAGCACCUGUGCUUGCUCACUGUCAGUUUGCAGAGUGACUUUUGUAAAUAUAAUGUAAAUAAAACACAGCGGCAGCUAUUGUGGUGCAGCUGGGGCUAAUUGAGCCUUGGGAUCCAUGAACGUAAACGCCACCCUGGCUGGGUCGGUGGCGAGCCAAAGAAUUACAUAAUUGGCCUACUGAGAGAACAACAGCAGGCAUGACACGUAUUCAGUGUUUGUGUGUUUAGGCUUGACCUCCCACGAAGAACCAGUAUCGCAUGAGAACGAUGAGGACAGGAGCGGGAGGUUAAGGAUGAGGGUUGCUUUCAGAGCGUUUGUUAGCCACACUGCAUAAAGGCCAAAACAAAAGAGGUUGAUUUAGGACAGCUCUUACUCUCAGGCUCAUGCUAUACUCUUGGGAAAUGCCUUUUAUGAAGUAAAACUAUAAAUUUACUGCAUUGUGCCUGAUUUUACAAAUGUUGUACCACUGAUUGAUAAUUACAAUUACAUUUGCUAAAUGUCUCUAGGAUCAAAAGGCCAGCAUGAGAAUGGGAAGCUGAAGGGUGUUUCUUUUUUUAAGAAAGCCUAACAGACAGGAAAUAUGGCUGUUAAAAGGUCAGUUGCAUGAACGACUACUGCAAAAAUCUCUGAAGGCCCACUUGAAGGGCAAAUGUGCCAUUUGGGAAGGAUUUUAGACUUGUAUCCAAUGUUACUUAAUUUCUAUACAUACAGUAUUCACCACUCUUUCCACCAUUCUGACUCGUUCUUUAUAUUCUUUUCGUACCGCCUCAGUGAGAGUGAAUAGAGACGCACAUUGAGCGUUACCUAAUCACGCAGGAAAAACUCUUGCUGAAAUGGUCUUUGUGAAUGAUGUAAGUCAUUGACAUUUAUGAAAAUGUGAGAUUUCACAGGAAGCAAUAAUGGGCAAAAAAAUAUCCAUUGUAGCUGCAUCGUUUUAUGACAUGUCUCCCAUUCUGAUGAUGCACAUGAUUUGAGAGUUUCAUUUAGUGGGAGCACUACAUCGUCACCCCUCAGAGAUGAUUUUGACUCAGGGAGGAUGCAAAAUGGCUCCAGCAAAACAUGCAAAAACAGACACAGGAAAUGAAGUACAACGGGCUGACAGUAGUUACUGCAAUGUGAAAUUCACCAGGGUCAACUAGCAUCAUAACUACUGUAUGGUCGCCCAUAGACAAAUUGUAUAGCGAAUGUUGAAAUGAAUCAUUAUGAUUAAUUCAAUUGUUUGUACGAUGAAGCAACAACCAAAGAUUGCAAGUAUUAAAAGGAUACAUAUUCACUGCUCAAUAAAUCGAAUUCAAUCCAAUUAAUCGGAUCCAGACAUCCAAAAAUAUUAACAAAAAAAGGCACUCCUCAUCAAAAUUUUAAGAUCAGUUGAAAAAUGUUCAGAAUUUGUACAUUCUUUAACAUUUUUAACAGUUCUAUGUGCAAAAUAACAAAAUGGGAGAGAGACAAAAUUUGUUUUGAGUUAGCAAUUUAUUGCAAACACCCAUUAAACUUAACUAGGCUGUUCAUCUGCUGAUCAAAAGUUUAAGACCAGAGCUCAAAAACUCACCAAAACCACCCUAAAAAGUAUAUAGAUAUUUUUAAAAGGACUCAGUAAGUAGCUGUGACAUUCUUGUUAAUCACCUCAAAAAUUGGUUUGGGCAUGCUUGAUGCCAGUGUUUUCGGGAGGCUAGUAGGAAUCCAGGUGGUGAAUAUGGCUUCACGGAGGGCAUCCACUCUCUGUCUUUUUGUAUACUUCACUUGCCAUCCAUCCUCAAAUGUUCUCAAUUAGAUUUAGAUCAGGGGAACACCCAGGAUGGUCCAAAAGAGUGACGUUAUUCCUCUGGAAGUUCUUUGUCAGGCGGGCAUUGGCAACUGUAGCGCUGUGCUGUUGAAAAAGCCAGUCAUUACCACACAGACGAGGGCCUUCAGCCGUGGUAUAUGUCCCCUGCAACAUCUCCACAUAGCCAUCUGGUGUUUGACGCCCCUGCACAACCUGAAGUUCCAUUGAAGGGGGAAAAAAACACCCCAGAUCAUGAUGUAAUUGUUGUUUGAAAUAAAUUGCUUACUCUAAAUAUUUUUUGUCCCAUUCCCAUUUAUUCUCUUUGCAUUUUGAAGCUCUACUUAGAACCUCCUUAAGAUCCAAAAUUGCAAAAUGUAAAUUAUUGCAAUUUUUCCGCUGGUCUUAAAAUUUUCAUCAGGAGUGUGCAUACUUUUUUUUUUUUUUUUUAAUUGCUAUCAUUCGCAACUUUCUUGGGCCACAUGGCAAGUUACUUAACAGUCACACUGUUGUCCUCAAAAAUGACCAUCAGUUAGGGUGCUUUAUUUGGACACCUGAUUCCACGUAAUGACACGGUACAAGGCAAACAGAUUAGUUUGUUACAGUGAACAAAAGCCGAGGCAGAAUUGAACCGAACCGAAUCAUACAAAAACUGAGGCGUUGUGACGAAUAAGCAUUGUGACAAACAAUGCUCGCAAAACUAUGCAUAUUGUAAUGUUUCCUUAGCUCACCAUUAUAAAAAUGUGAAGCUGUAACGUUUAAUCAUUUCGCUUUGGGAGACAUUGACAAUGGAUUUUAGCCCAUUUCCGCUUGAUGUUGCUUGUUUGUCCCUUAGGCUCAGAAAAAUGAGAUUUUGCAUACCCCUUUGUCUCCAUGUCUCCUCUUGAUGUCUGUGCUCUGUAGCUUAGUGGUUCAUUUGUGUCCCAUUGUUUGACUUGGGAGUUGCCUUUUGAUUCAAGCAAGGAGCUUCCUUUAAUCGUAGCAAUAGCAUGAAGAGAAUUUGGUGAAUUUUUGUUGGGGAGGGUUGGCGGGGGGAGUUACAAACAAUGUGUCUGUGGGACAUCCAUAACCCAGAGCCGUAAUGUCUCAGAAGUCUUUACCUUCACACUGAGACAAGUGACCCCCGCCUGCUUUGCAGCAUUCCAGAAGACCCUAAGCUGUUUGAAGAAAAAAAAAAUGACAAAGCGAUAAUGACUUCACAUAAUAAAACACAGUAUGUGUUUAUGUGGAGCUAAGCAUUUGAUACCACUAAACAGCAACACCCUGCAACCUGAUCGGCCACCUACAGUACAGUGCAUACAGUAUGAGAAGCUGCUUCAUCCACUCCAUGCUGCUGCUGAACUGCACAAUGCUGUUAUGGCUGUGAAAAUGACACUGCACUAAAUGUGUCAAUCACGGCCAGAUUGCUUAACAACAAAAUGGACGCAAACAUCUUGGCAUCUGGCCAUUGACUGGUAAGAGGAGAGUGAGGGCAGAACAAAGUGGAGAGAUGGAGCAGCAUCGAGAACUAAGGUAGCGCAACAGGAUAAGCUACUGUGAGGGUGUCGGUUUAUUUUUAUCAUUUCAAACCAUACAUCUUCAAAACUGGGGCCGAGUGGUUAGCAUGUUGGCCACACAGUCAGGAGAUUGGGAAUACCUUGGUUCGAAUCUCCAUGUGGAGUGGCCAUCUCUGUGUGGAGUUUGCAUGUUCUCCCCAUGUGAGCGUGGGUUUCUCCGGGUACUCCGGUUUCCUCCCACAUUCCAAAAACAUGCAUGUUAGGUUAAUAUGUACCCUGCGAUUGGCUGGCGACCAGUCCAGGGUGUACCCCGCCUCUCGCUUGAAGUCAGCUGGGAUAGGCUCCAGCUUACCCCCGCGACCCAAAUUAGGAUAAGCGGCAUAGAAAAUUGAUGGAUGGAUAACUUCAAAAUUGACAAUAACACAGCAAUGGCAAAUCCACUCAGGCGCCGCUCAUGGUUUUCAUCCCACAAAAGUAUUCUGUAUAUAAAGUAAAUUACUGAAUACUAGGGAUGAGCUGGAUACUCACUUUAGACGAGUAUCCGUUACAGAGAAUGCAUUUUUGCCGAAACGAGUACAGCUUGUCAUUAUCCGUAAUCGUGAUGAAGGAAAAUCCUCAUUGGGUAACUACUUUCUAUGUAUUCUCUCUUCACGCUCUGUGAUUGGCCAGUCACACACAGAGACCGCCCCUACCUAGACAGACUCGCUACAGCCAGAGAGAGGAGCCAUAGAAAGUAGUUACCCAAUGAGGACAGACACAAUACAGACAGUGACUCUCUGCUUGCUUGGCUCGACUCCAGGUGACGUUCUGUAUUUCCACCACGAGGCGCCUGCAAGCCUGCUUUUCAUUCAGGUUUUCAGUUAAUAAUGUGAGAACACUAAAAACAAAUGCAUUCUGAAAAUGUGAGUUGUGGAUACCAGCAUUUUGUUAAUGUUCUGGUAAAAAAACAAAAAUAUUCGCUUUGUUUGAUGUUGAAAUAAGCUAUGAAGAUGCAUGUAAUCUAUGUGAUCGGUAUCGGUAUCGGCCGAUUUCACUCGUGGAUGGUCGGUAUCGGUAUUGGCAGCGUAAAAACCUGAUCGAAGCAUCCCUACAGUACCCAUAUAGCUGAAUAUAAACAAUGUAUAUAGCAACUUCUGAUCAAUCCAUGUCAAUUUCAGACUUAAACUAAUGAACCAAUUUAAGCUCCACCCAUUUCAGGUGAAACCACACCCACUUCUGGUCUAUGCCCCGCCCACUCUGAGUACAGAUAUGGAUACAGAUCAUUUAGAUGGGUGAACAGAUACAGAUACAGAUAGUGGUGUACUCGCUCAUCCCUACUGAAUACACUAUCUACAAACUCAGUUACCCUUGUUAUUACACGUUCUUUAUUAUUUUCUUUCUAUAUUAGAAAAUUGUAACCUGGCACAUGUUAAAUAGAGGGAGUCAACUAUCAGUAUCAGUAAUUGAGAUGCAACAGAAACCUCCGCUUCCCUGUUUGGAUCUUCAGGAUCCAGUGUGUUUGUCGUGUAAACGAUCAUCCAAAAGGGCAGUUUUAUCCAUGUUCAGUUGAAUGCGAUGUCAUGCAAACGGACCCUCAAAAUAGGAAGGCUUAAACAGGCUUCCGUCUGGACAGCUUACAAAGGGUGGGGCAGGGACCUUUAGAGAUUCCCCCAUGUGUUGGACUUGAAAGUUUCUGUCUGUGUGAACUUUACAUCAAACGAACACGGGCUGCUGCUGGCGCUUUGAAGUGGCAAAGGGGAGCUCAGAGCCGAACACAGGCCUGCCUUGACAUGUUCGGGCUGGAAAUGGACUCUACCGCAGUAUGAAAAUGGCUCGUCGAAAGGUCUACUGAGAGUGGUACGAGAUCAAGGCUCGGGACAUUCCUGUCACCUGUUGAUGUAAAAACGUACUACUGUAUAGAAUGUUUUAUGUGUUGUUUAUUUGUUUUAUUUUUAACUGUUUAAGUUUAUGAUGACAUUUUUGCAGACAUUUUUGCUGGAUCUAUCUAUCUAUCUAUCUAUCUAUCUAUCUAUCUAUCUAUCUAUCUAUCUGUCUGUCUGUCUGUCUGUCUGUCUGUCUGUCUGUCUGUCUGUCUGUCUGUCUGUCUGUCUGUCUGUCUGUCUGUCUGUCUGUCCGUCCGUCCGUCCGUCCGUCCCUCCGUCCGUCCGUCCGUCCCUUUGUCCCUCCGUCCGUCCGUCCCUCCGUCCCUCCGUCCCUCUCUACAUCUACUGCAUGGACUGAUAAAAUAUGUGCUCCCCCUGAUGGUAUUUUAUGCUCAACAAGUUGUUGUAUGAAGUAUUCUAAAAGCAAGAAGGGAAUGGUGAAACGGCCACAUACUACUGCUCUUAUUUUCUAUUAUGGGAACAAUAGGAAUAGCUGAGCAUAGUGUAGUAUAUAGUGUUUUCAGACGUUUUCAAAUAUAGUAAAUACUGGCUUUAACCUUUACUGAAUUAUGCCGAAGUUUGAUGGAGUGACUGUAGUUGGGAACGGUUGUCUUCUCUCUGUGACUGACUAGCUACUAGUUCAGAGUGUACCCGACCUUUUGCCCAAAGUCAGCUAUGAUAGGCUCCAGCUCACUCGUAACCCUGAGCACGACAGGCCGUAGAAAUUGAAUGAACUCCAUGUCAAGAGGGGGCAAUGUAUGUCGUCAAAUAUGAUAUGUUGACUCAUGCAAAUGAACAAGGACGUCCUUUAAAUAAAGUUAGAAAAUACACUUUUGACAGUCACUUAUGUUGUGUCUUUAAAUAUGUAGUUAACUCAUGUCUAAAGACAAAUGCCAAAAUCAUGUCUUAAGGUACAGUAUGUACAGUUUGUCAAGAGGCCAGCCCCAAUGGGACAAAAUGAGAUGAAGCUGGCCUAGUUUAAAAUACCCUUACCAAUGAUCUACUAAAAACGGGACAAAAAAAUUUAAAAAAACACCUGGUGGUCGCUUUAAUGAGCACUCACACCUGUAUUUUUGCCACCAAACCAAAUAAUGCAAAGGUAAGCAUAUGCAUGUAAGUAUCGCCUUAACUGGAUAGCGUAUGGGAGGUGUACCUUGUCCGACAAAGGUUCCGCCUCCAAAGCAACAUGACGUCUUCUGGCUCAUAUUCGAUGGUAGGACUUUUGUUUCUACACCGGAAUUUUUACCAGCUGACGUUUUACCAGCUGAGACAUAUCGAAGAGGAUGCAAAUUACUUAAAGAUGUUAAAAAGUUUCCUGGAGAUGUGCUACAAGGAAAGAUAUGCUACGCCGUGUCUAACAACUUCACCAAACUGUAAUUAGCAACACAACUCCUUUGUUCAAAAGAACCAGGUAUGUUUACACGUGCGUGCUUACAUUUUACUCAACCAUCACCUUGUUCUGCUCGCAUUUGGUGAUAUUAUAUUUGGCGUUUCGGUGCAUUGGUGCGGCCGGCAUUUACACUUGCCUCACUUAGGAGUCAAGUCUGCUUGGAGGUGGACCAAGACCCACCUGUCAGAUGGUCUCAAUGCACCUAUUUGGUCCGGUCCUGGGUUUGGUGGACUGCGUUUGGGCUUGACAAAGCUGGCCUGUCAAAUCUUAUAGUAAUGUAAUACUAUUGUCAUUUACAGAUCAAAUUAAAGCCACAAAAUUAAUACGGAGUCACCUUUGUUACGAGCUCGUUUUCCUGAGUAAAGAUUAUAAUAGUGUGGUUUGAUGUGUGUGGGUCACAGGCGCAGCGUGUUUUUACAAGAGUAGCAACGUUUUCACACGCAAAAUCAUUUAUUGCUAUAUUGAUUCUGUGUUUUAUUAGACAUUUCAUCAUCCUCCACAGCCGCUACACCCCCCCACCUCCCCUUUAUCAAUGCCGCCCUACGCACUCGCGUGUAAUGCACAUGCCAGAAACCGCCACUGCCUUCAGGAUUUUGUGAUGGCACUAAAUCUCGCAAACUCAACCAAUUCUUGCACAUUACGCGCAACCUCGCAACUUUGUCUAAUCUAUAUGUGACCGGUACACAUUUUGGCCAAUCAUCGUCAUUUUCGCCAAUCGUAUUUCUCCCUGAGUAGUGCUCAAACGCAUACUGUAUGUCAAAUGUCUAACCAAUGAAAUGUGUGGAAGAAUAAAUAGGAAUCCUCAUCCUUGGUGCCCUCUAGAGAAUGGCAUCCUGGGCAAUUUCCCAUGUGGCCCAAAUCAAAAACCGCCACCGCGUGGAACUUUACUUAAAGGCAACUGCUGCCUCGAGCACGCCAACUUCCGAACAUGCCUCAAGCCUUAUACCCCUAUAGAUAACACACACAUAUACAACACAUGAUUGUUAUAUAUGUGUUAUAUAUGAUAAUGCUAGAUAAUGCCACUAACGUUAGCUAUCAUUAAAUGUAUACCCUAUUGUAACAACAGAUUGUCUGCAAAUAGCAAAUUGCUUCUCUGAGGCUGCUUUUGUGUGUGUGCACGCGCUACGGACAUGUAUGUGUCUACGAGGCAAGCGUCACCAUGAAUGCCAGCUGUCAUCUUAUUUGACUCGAAAUGAAGUGUCCGAAAUUGUUUACGCAGUUAAAUUUUUAAUUGUGUAAAAUUGUAUACGCAUUUUUUGUUCAAUCUGUUUUUUUAAACCACCAUUGAUAACAUAUGCUAGCCUAGGGGUCACCAACGUGGUGCCCGCGGGCACCAGGUAGCCCCCCACGACCACAUGAGGCGCCUGCAAGCCUGCUUUUCAUUCAGGUUUUCAGUUAAUAAUUUGAGAACACUAGAAAGAAAAGUAUUCUGAAACAUAAAAUGUGAGUUGUGGAUACCAGCAUUUUGUGAAUGUUUUGGUAAAACGAGCAUAUUUGAUCUGUUUGGGUUGAAAUAAGGUAUGAAAAUCAUUUCUACAAAAAUGAGUAGCUCGUGGCCAUUUUCAUUUUCUAAAAGUAGCUCUCGCAAGAAAAAACGUUGGUGACCCCUGUGCUAGACGGUGGUGGUGUUAUUUUAUGUUUUGGUUAAAAAAAUAUAUUUUUGAGGCAGUUGAUAUAAAAAAGUACCUUUAUUUGACAGGCAAAAGGACCAUGCGGAGCUCCACGGCUGGAGGGGGCGGGCUUUAGUUUUUCUAUGCACCAGCAUCCACUUACAUUGGCUGCUGCUCCACAUUGGAUAUCCCGCAUUCAUAAAAAAGGGGCUCCAUCUGACACGAAUAUCUUCCCCAGGAACAAGUCUCACUGUUCAUUUGAGCUGUACCUCCCCGCCGCCACGCAAACUCGCAGGAAAAAUGGCCAAAAGUGAGAGCCAAAGAAGAAGUUUGAAGAGCGAGGAAUUCUUCUUUGAAUCCGAUGGGUCUCUCUUGGAUCAGCAAGACCUGGAGAUGUCUAGUUAUUCUUUCAAUGACGUCUUCAACUCCAAAGACUCUCAAAUGGAGCAGAUCAACACGUUUCUCAAAAAUGUCCAAGUGUUGCUGGAGGCUGCUCGCUUUCUUGAGAGCGCCGAGAGGAAGGACGGAAAGUGUGAACACGGAUAUGCUUCGACGUUUCCGUCAAAUCAGAACACAAACUAUCAGAGGCAAAGGAAAUUCCGGAAUAAGAAAUUCAACAGCAACCACAAUAGGUCCACACAUAAUGAGCUGGAGAAGAAUAGACGAGCUCACCUCCGGCUGUGUCUGGAGCGAUUGAAGGCUCUCAUCCCACUGGGCCCGGACUGCACUCGCCACACCACUUUGGGCCUGCUCAACAAAGCCAAAGCACAUAUAAAGAAACUUGAAGAAGCGGACAGGAAGAGCCAGUACCAGCUGGAGUCUCUGGAACGCGAGCAGAGGCACCUUCAGCGCCAACUGGAGCUGCUGAGAGGAGGCGGCAGCACGGCCGGGGAGGGAGAGAGGAUACGCAUGGAUAGCGUGGGCUCCACCCUCGGCUCUGACCGCUCCGACUCCGACCAAGAGGAGAUUGAGGUGGACGUGGAAAGCACGGAGUUCUCCCAUGGAGAGCUGGACAGUGUGAGCACAGCUAGCACCAGCGACUUGGAUGACCACAGCAGCCUGCAGAGCAUGGCCAGCGACGAGGGCUACUCCUCCUGCAGUGUCAAACUUGCCUUCUCCUCCUAGAGGCUCCACGCCACCAUCACCACCACCGCCGCAAACACCUCCUCCUCCUCCUCCUCUUUCUCCCACUUGGCCAACUGCCUGCCCUCCCAUCUGGUAUAUCCGUGCACCCACCCGGCCCUGCUCACGGGCAUCCGUUCACCUUCGUCACACCCGCUUACAGCAUCUCCCUUGCCCUUCAGCAGCCUCCUGCUGCUCCUCCAUGCAGCUGAAACCCCCAAAGGAGGAGCUCUGAACAGAAAAUCCAAGACACCUGCAAUUUGGUUAAAUUUUUUUUUUUUUUUAAGAGAUUUGGAAAAGUAUUCGCUAGAUUUUUAAACCCACCCAAUUUGAAAUGAUUUUUAUUGUAUUGUCUUUGAAAUAUCCAAACCCUAAUAUAUCCUAAAAUGCACUUAACUAAUUCCAUAGUUCCAUGAUAACUCCAAGUUGGUGUCUUUAUGGUGUUCAUGCGUGGGUGUGCCAGUCAGGCCCGGCUAAUGGGAAGCACACGGAACAGCGACAUCAUCUGAUGCCCCCUCCGCCGCCACUUUAACUCUCGUCUUAUCUUGGACACUUGACUCGGUGCUAUUGUGAUUUUACACCAACAGGGAUGCAGAUGGGACACGCAACAGCAAAAGUGGCUCUGCUUCCAAGCUAGCACGGACCAAGACGACAGCAAACGUUAUUUCUGUUGAAUGUGGGUGCUCGCUGUGUGUGCCCCCACCCCUCGCCUCUCCACAGGCUAUCCUGCACUUAAAUACUUUUCAGCUGUCCAUAGACGCGGCACAAACCUUGGAACUACAGCAACAACAAACUUUUGAAAAGACGUCAACCUUCUUUCCAGCAGUAACAAGCAAUAACUCUUCAAGUCAUCACUUCACACUUACUCAUCUUUCUCCCUUGUGACCGUCCAAAAAGAAGCAAAUUAACAUUUAUUUUUUUUGUACAUACAAAUAGCUUAAUAAAUUAAUGUUAAAAAUGAGUUGGACAAAAAAAAGUUAGAGCUCAUGGAUAGAACUUUUGCCUCUGUUGCUGACUUGUGUUUAUUGUGCAUUUGAAACUCCAUAUUUGGAAGCGCAGUGGGCGUGGUUUGGACACUUUGUUGCUGGUUGACAUCCUCAAGUUACUAAUUGUGUUGCUGUCAUGUGUUGAAAAAGUUAUGCGAUGGAGGAUGCGGCGUUUAAUUUAUUACUACACAUGAUAUUCUCUUGGAGUGUGUGAGUGGGUGUGUGUAUGUGUGCGCGUGCGUGCGUAUGGCAUUCCACUGGUGGUCAGAUAAUCUGUGGAGGAGGAAAAGAAACGGGUUGUUUUGAUGUCCGAGUUAGCCACCCCAACUCCACUGGCAUUAAGAAUUGCACUUCGCCCACAGUUGAUUUUACUUGUUUGUGUUUCCUGCCAUCUUUCGUUUUCCAGCUCAUGAAUGAAUAGCGUGAGAAAUGUGUAAUAUUUAUUUCUCCAUCCCUCAAAGAACAGACGCAACGAGGGGAAAAAAAAAGUUAACUUAUUUUUGUCCUGUCUUACUUCAUUUUCCCCCCUCAUUCCUUAUUUUAACAACUGUAUGUAUGUAUGUAUGUAUAUGUAUGUGAUGCUUUACUGGUCUUGUUUUGAGGGAGUAUGUGUGUGGGGGGGGGUAACAUAAUGUAGCCAUUUUCUUUUAGUUUGGAUGUUUUAUUCAAUGGACACUUGAAAUGUAAAACGGCCCCUAAGCUGCUCCUAGUUGCUGAGCCCGUUGUCGAGUCACUGGCAGAUCUUGAGCCAGCUUCUACCCAAACUGGGGUCUAAAAAAAAAAGCCACUUUCCUCUUGUAGGAGGAUUGUAGUCUACUUACUAGACGUGUGUUUUAGUUGACAACGUGUGUCUUACAUUUACAAGCCCUCCAUAAGGACGAGAACAAAUCCUUUGGCUUCUCUGAAGGUGUAGUCGACUUUGAGGUUGUUGGCACUGAAUCAGAAAGUGACCACUUUGGUGCUCAAUCCUAAAAAGAAGAAAUGCCAAAACCACGUCCGAACACCUGUGUCCUCUUGCUCUCUCUCGCUUGCUUUGAGGGAAAGUUUACAUUCUGCCCCUUGUUUCCAUGUCUUUCUUAUGUUGCUUUUCAUCAACCCACGCUGCAUCGCACAUCUUCAUAAGCUGACUGAGAGUGUGUGUGUGUGCGUGUGUGUGUGUGUGUGUGUGUGUGGUCAACUUUCCAGGCGGCCUUAGCUGUUUUUAACAGGCUAGGCCAAGCCCAGGGAAAGUAGAUGUUGCAGUGUUUGCAGGUGGGGUUGUUCUUGUUUUUUGGAAACCACACUCCAUUCCAGUGUCGGUGAGGAAAACGGGUCCACGAGGUGAAGUUAAAGGCAACCAAACGAGUCCCUUGUGGGGAGUCGUCCUGUUGUUCUGAACCUGUGAUCAUCCUUUGUAAAACAUGCGCUCUGAUGAACGUGUUCUGUUGCAAAGUUGGAAAUGCAAUACUUAACAAUAAAAACAUUUUCAAACCUGA